AAGACAAGUGAAUCAAAAGAAUAAAUAUAGGAUUUCUCUUGUUCUUGGAGUAAAAAAACAAUAAUAUUUUUAUUAUCCAUUUUACUGAAAUGUUUGUGAUUGUGAAAGUUGAGCAAACCUGAAAGAGUUUACACCUCCUUGUUGGGGUUCCAGUGCAUAAAUCAUAAAUCUUCAUGAGAUCUUACAGAAACGCAGAAAGAUAAAUGUUCCUGUGAAGGAAUAGCAGGCGAGGCUUGAAGACUGCCACCCACCAUCGACUUUCGACUUGUUUGUAAAGUUGAAACCUAUGGAUGGAGCUUCUACACAGGAAUCGCUGAUUCACCUGAAGCAGUCACCUUCACCUCUGCGGCAAAGUACUCGAAACUCGGCUGAACGUGUCAUUCGGAUGUUCUCCAUCGACAGCUGUCACAGCCUUAAGACCAAAGAACAGUUUCAGCAACGAACACGAGACGAACUGCUGCAGUGCCAGAUGGAGGAAGACGAGAUCGACUUAAUCGAACACCAGGACUUGUUCUCGAGUUUAGAAGGGUUCGUAGGCACAUUCAAUGCUUCAAAGGAAAGAGGAGAGUGCAGAAAACCCGCGAAUAUGAGGGAGGACUCGAUGACCGCAAAGCACGAGGAAAAAUUACAAAACAAAACCGGCAUCUGUGGAGGUGCGGGGUAUCGAUCCCCGUGCCUACCGCAUGCAAAGCGAUCGCUCUACCAUACGUCGACGGAACGCCGUCCAAGGGAACGAACGUGCAGAUAUAUUCCAGAAUUAUUCGCAUGCAGGACGUCGUUCGGCAACUGCGGCCCGCUUCAGCCUUCACGUUCCCGCUCCGACUAGUAGCCGUCCCAACGGUCCAUGUCACCCGUUCGAGGCGAAGCAUGCACAGGGCCUUGGAAGUGGCGGAGAGCACGAUCCAGGACACGAAUUCCAUACAGUAUCCAUAUCGAUUUCUUUCCACAUCGGAUGAGACUCUAUCCAGUUCUCGAAACGGUGAAGCAGUCGAUCCUGAUCCUGCUGCUGUGCUCUUCUCGGAAAAAGCUCUGCUCCCAACUCUCGAAGCUCAGGGAGUUGAUCAUCCUGCCAUAUACGAAUGGAGAAGCCUGUCGACUGUCCCCUGUCACAGAUCUUACACAAGAUUCUUGUCUCAAUGUCGAGCCGGUACGUAGGACAAAAUGACAUUCUGGAUGGAAAUCUCGCAGCCAGAAAUUUGGUAAUGCUCAACUGCAGAGAAGUAUUCCAUGUUCGAAUCCCCGGCUGCUCUGCAAACACUGUGUUGCAAAGUGAGACAAGGUCCAAUCUAG
Molecule: messenger RNA, 1290 nt
Organism: Marchantia polymorpha subsp. ruderalis
Lineage: Eukaryota; Viridiplantae; Streptophyta; Marchantiopsida; Marchantiales; Marchantiaceae
Source: the annotation of a GenBank genome assembly